Batrachochytrium dendrobatidis JAM81 is the source of this 668-nucleotide messenger RNA. RefSeq lists its product as uncharacterized. The record is from RefSeq and is a predicted model, not a curated record. The coding region runs from base 62 to 625 and encodes 187 amino acids. Gene Ontology annotation, molecular function: hydrolase activity, acting on carbon-nitrogen (but not peptide) bonds. NCBI's taxonomy places the organism in Eukaryota, Fungi, Chytridiomycota, Chytridiomycetes, Rhizophydiales. The transcript is spliced from 2 exons. Gene Ontology annotation, biological process: carbohydrate metabolic process.
AAAACAGUUUGCCCUGACUUUUGAUGAUGGACCGACCAGCAAUGUCUCUGCUAUUUUGGAUAUGCUUAAAGACAACAAUGUCAAAGCAACCUUUUUCGUGAAUGGCAAGAACUUUGCAGAUCUUGCCCUUGAACCUUAUAUCUCUAUUCUCCGUCGUGCACACACUGAAGGACAUCAGAUUGCCUCUCAUACACUUACCCAUCCCGAUCUGACUUCAUUGAAUGCAGCUCAAAUGUGGACCGAAAUGUCCCAGAACGAUAUUUUGAUUCGCAACAUUAUUGGUAAAUCACCCGUUUACAUGCGUCCACCAUAUGGUAGCAUAAACGCGCUUGUUCUGAGUGCCAUGGCAACUUGGGGAUACCAAGUAGUGACCUGGAAUCUCGACUCGGGUGAUUGGGCCCACAAUAACGAUUCCAACAUGAUUGCUGAGAACGAUGCUAGUUAUGCCAAUGACAUGGCUGGACAUCCUAUUCCGGCCACACCAUUCAUUUCUCUACAGCACGAUUUUGUUAUAAACGAGAUUAAUUGGGCUCUACAUGUCAUUACCAAGUUUAAAAAUCUUGGUUACAGUUUUGUAACAGUUGGCGAAUGUCUUGGCGUUCCUGCUUCCCAAUGGUACCGAUAGUUUGACUGGUUGAUACAUUUUCAAUAAACUCUGCAUGCUACUU